UUUUCACAAUUCAUACACUCGCCUCCCGUGAAUGUCCAUAAAGUAUUUAAAACAUGUGUACAGGGAGUCCAAACUGUGAAUUGCAAUCAAUUUUGGUUGAACUGAAAUUUUCAUUUAUGGACCUAGAAUGUUUAGGCUGAAUUUAGGUUGGAGCCACAACCAACCCUCCAGCUAUGCUAAUUACAGGGGCUGAGCCAUUAGCUAUAAAGCUCGUUUAAAUGGCGAGUUUAGGGUUUUACUUAUUUUUUAUUUCAACGUCACCCAAAUGCUAACUCCUAUUUAUGUUGAAAGAAGUAGCUUAUUAACCAUUUCAUCAACUCUCGAUUCUUCCACAAUCGGUCGCCGAGAGUCGGUGUUCACUGAUUAACUUAAAAAAUGGUGGGACCUCUUAGGCCUCAGUUUGUCCUCUUUGGCUCCUCCAUAGUCCAGCUCAGUUUCAGCAAUGGAGGUUGGGGAGCCAUUCUCGCCGACGUUUACGCUCGCAAAGCCGACAUAAUUCUGCGAGGAUAUUACGGAUGGAACUCACGUCGUGCUGUUGAGGUUCUUGAUCAAGUUUUUCCCAAGGAUAGUGCUACACAGCCUUCUUUGGUGAUUGUUUAUUUUGGCGGCAAUGAUUCAAUGGGGCCUCAUUCAUCUGGCCUAGGUCCUCAUGUUCCAUUUUCUGAAUAUGUUGAAAACAUGAAGAAGAUUGCAAGUCAUCUCAAGAGCCUUCCAGGUACUCCCCGUAUUAUUUUUCUAAGUUGUCCUCCUGUUGACGAGGACAGAGUUCAUCAAGGCACAAGUGGUUUUUUUAGUGAGCUAGUAAGAACAAAUGAAUUAUGCAAGAAUUACUCAGAAGCUUGUAUAAAGAUGUGCCAUGAGUUAGACGUGAAGGUGGUUGAUCUUUUCACAGCAAUUCAGCAGAAAGAGAAUUGGAUGGCUGAUUGCUUUAUAGAUGGAGUUCAUUUGUCUGAGGAGGGGAGUAAGAUUGUGGUGGCAGAGAUACUGAAAGUGCUCAAAGAAGCUGAGUGGAAGCCAUCUCUGCACUGGAAGUCCAUGCCCACUGAAUUUGCAGAGGAUUCAGCAUAUGAUCUUGUGGCGGCUGAUGGAAAGACCACACUAAAUCCUUCUGAAUGGACAUUCCACAGAGAGAUUCAAUGGGACUAGGCUGCAGUUUCAGAAUCUUCGUAAUAGUAUUUUGUCCUACACCAGAGCUGUGAGCCAAAAAUCUCACAACCAAAAAGGUAAAGAUUUUAUUGAUAAACACAAUAAAUCAGAAAUUGAGAGAUGAAUCCAUUUAAAAUAUUUUUAGUUUAGCAGCUUGUUAUUGUAAAGUGUUCAUGGAUUUGAUCAUUUCUGUGGUGCCACAUAUUAUAGAUGUUACAGUUACAUUUAAACAGCAAUUUGGAUGAACAAAAGCUGAGAAUAGAACCAUUCAUCCUAUAAUAUUUUUAUAUGUUUUAGGAUUUUA
This is a messenger RNA of Mangifera indica (mango), 1450 nucleotides long. RefSeq names its product GDSL esterase/lipase CPRD49. Bases 376 to 1146 code for a protein of 256 amino acids. Gene Ontology annotation, molecular function: hydrolase activity, acting on ester bonds. The transcript is spliced from 6 exons. The record is from RefSeq and is a predicted model, not a curated record. Lineage: Eukaryota; Viridiplantae; Streptophyta; Magnoliopsida; Sapindales; Anacardiaceae.